UUGACUAGCACCAAGUUGUCCUAUUUGACCUGUGGCGCGCUGCGAGGACCCCACUAUAGGAGCCUCUGCACUCAGCUGGCCGUGCGCUGCUAGCAUCAGGACCUGAACAUGGACCUGUACCCUGCAGCUUUCCUCCUGGCAGCGCUCGCCUGCGCCGUGUGUGGCACAGACAUGGGAAGCUACACCAAAACCGAGGGUGCGUGGCUCAUCUCCCUAAACAAGCAUCAGUAUUCCACUAACACGGCGGACGAGUGUGCCGCCAAAUGUGAUGCUGAAACUGGCUUCACGUGCAGGGCCUUUAUGUACGUGGAGAAGGAUCAAGAAUGUUGGACAGCAGGAGCAAACUCCAAAAUAGAGUCAGUUCUUCGCAGAUCCAGCGCAGCUUUAUAUGAAAAAGGAGAUUACCUCCUGGAGUGUGUGAAGGGCAUCGGGAAGGACUACAGAGGAACAAAAGCCAGAACAAAGUCAGGAAAGGAGUGUCAGCGCUGGGAAGCUAAAUUCCCCCACAGGCCCAACAUCACACCAGAGAGCCACCCGCUAGCCGACCUGGAGUCCAACUUCUGCAGAAACCCCGAUGGAGACAGCGGGGGUCCCUGGUGCUACACCACUGACGCCAACACCCGCUGGGAGCACUGCGGCGUGCCCAGCUGCACAGAGGAGUGCAUCCACUGCAGCGGCGAGGACUACCGAGGGAAGGUCACCACCACCGAGAGCGGCUACACCUGCCAGCGCUGGGACUCGCAGAAACCUCACAACCACGGCUACAUUCCCAGCGCGCUUCCAGAGAAGUAUCUAGAAGAGAACUACUGCAGGAAUCCAGAUGGAGACCCUCGGCCGUGGUGCUUCACGACCAGCUCCACCAAGCGAUGGGAGAUCUGCUCCAUCCCUCGCUGCACGUCAGAACCUCCCACCGUCGUCCCUGAGAUGACAUGCGCCACCGGCGAAGGCAGCGCCUACCGAGGCACCAUUGCUGUGACCGAAUCUGGCAAAACGUGUCAGAGUUGGUCAGCUCAAACGCCGCACAAACACAACCGCACGCCUGACAACUACCCCUGCAGAGGUCUAGAUGCCAACUAUUGCCGUAACCCAGACAGUGAGAGGAAGCCCUGGUGUUACACCACCGACUCUGAAACCCGCUGGGAGUAUUGCAGUGUGCCAACAUGUGGGGACGGACCUGGACCAGAUGAGCCUGUGAUCCCUUCAGACGAAGAUGACUGCUAUGUGGACAACGGCUCAAGUUACCGAGGGGUCACGUCAGAAACCAUCCGUGGGAAGAAAUGUCAGGCCUGGAGCUCCAUGAGUCCACAUGCGCACGCCAAGACGCCAGAACACUUCCCCACAGCCGACCUCCAGAGGAAUCUGUGCAGAAACCCCGAUGGAGACCGAGCUCCCUGGUGCUACACCACUGAUCCUUUAGUUCGCUGGGAGUACUGCAGCAUCGACAAAUGUUCCAGUAAACCCCAAGGAGGCACACCCACCACUGAACGAACUACACCUGACAAACCUACCAGCCAGUCUCCCACCCAGAAAGACUGCAAGGUGGGCAAUGGUGCCACUUACAGAGGGCAGACUUCCAUCACCAUACUGGGCGUCACUUGCCAGGAUUGGAGUGCUCAGACGCCCCACAAACACAACAGCUUCACCCCUGAAACACACCCUGACAAGGGCUUGGAGGGCAAUAGCUGCAGAAACCCUGAUAGCGAUGUGAACGGACCGUGGUGCUACACCACAGACCGAAACAAGAAAUGGGAUUUUUGUCAGAUCCCCGACUGCGCGGGCCUGUCUUGCGGGACACCCGUGGUCAAACCCAAGCGCUGUUUUGGCCGUAUCGUGGGGGGCUGCGUGGCCAAAGCGCACUCGUGGCCGUGGCAGAUCAGCCUGCGCACCAAUAGAGGUAUUCACUUCUGUGGAGGAACUUUGAUUGAUCCCCGGUGGGUGCUGACGGCUGCACACUGCCUGGAGAGCUCCAAGCGGCCCUCGGCCUACAUGAUCAUUCUGGGCGUGCACACAGAGAGAGCCCAAGAGGCGUCCAAACAGAUGAGGGGGCUGGAGAAACUGGUGCUGGGACCCAACGGGGCCGACAUUGCACUGCUCAAAUUGGACAGGCCUGCAAUCAUUAAUGACAAAGUCCUGCCAGCUUGUCUACCAGAGAAGGAUUACAUCGUGCCUAGUGGUGCCGAGUGCUACGUCACAGGAUGGGGUGAAACUAAAGGUACGGGAGGAGAAGGCAUUCUCAAGGAGACGGGCUUCCCUGUCAUCGAGAACAAAGUCUGCAAUCGUCCGUCGUACCUUAAUGGCAGAGUGAAAGACCACGAGAUGUGUGCCGGAAACAUUGCUGGAGGCACCGACAGCUGCCAGGGUGACAGCGGCGGUCCUCUGGUGUGUAAAUCCAACAACAAGUUUAUCCUGCAGGGCGUCACGUCCUGGGGUUUGGGCUGUGCCAACGCAAUGAAGCCUGGCGUCUAUGCUCGAGUGUCAAAGUUUGUGGACUGGAUUGAGCGAACCAUCAGAACCAAUUAAAAAGAAAAACUGAUGUUGAAGGGAGGACCUACAGUUGCAUUUGCCUUGAAAGUAAGCGGAGUUAUUUGUUCAAUCAUGACUGUCCACGGGCCCAAAUAGAACACUCUUUAUUCAACUAUUGGUGGUCACUAAUUACAAUAAAAACAAUAUUUGAAUCAAUUAUACCUUAGUGUGGAGGCCAUCAAAAGCACGGAUGGAGGUGACAGAACGUGAAUAAAUACUUGGAGGAUUUCAAA
Nerophis lumbriciformis (worm pipefish) is the source of this 2756-nucleotide messenger RNA. It is a transcript of the gene plg, whose product is annotated as plasminogen. The record is from RefSeq and is a predicted model, not a curated record. NCBI's taxonomy places the organism in Eukaryota, Metazoa, Chordata, Actinopteri, Syngnathiformes, Syngnathidae. Gene Ontology annotation, biological process: proteolysis. Gene Ontology annotation, molecular function: serine-type endopeptidase activity; signaling receptor binding.